This is a messenger RNA of Pantherophis guttatus, 8908 nucleotides long. RefSeq names its product family with sequence similarity 53 member B (gene FAM53B). Gene Ontology annotation, cellular component: nucleus. NCBI's taxonomy places the organism in Eukaryota, Metazoa, Chordata, Lepidosauria, Squamata, Colubridae. Gene Ontology annotation, biological process: protein import into nucleus; positive regulation of canonical Wnt signaling pathway. The record is from RefSeq and is a predicted model, not a curated record.
CAAUCGCUUGCCAGACUUUUUUUAUCUCAAAGUCCUCCCCCCCUGUUUCCCUUUGCCGUUGGUUUCGUCCUGGGGGCAGAUACUGUUACAAUGUGUAGCCUGGGACAACUCGGGCACUUUCAUUCCCUUCUUGGAGAGGCAGAGAGAGGAAGCCAGGCUCCCUUGAGGUAAGGGAAGACCAUGAUGGCAGUCAUACCUACUUCCUGACAACACAAAGAGUCACACAGAAAGAUCAUGGGAGAAUCUGCAUUUUAAAGAAAGUGAAUAUUUUGGACUACUUUUUGUCAAGCUGUCCAGUUGACAAAACAGAUGGGAAUUGGUGCUAUUGAUCCUUUCAUCUGGAAAAAUGCACUGAAUGGGAGAUUCUGCCUAAUAUGGCCAAUUGUGACCUUUACCUCUACUGGAAUGGACCCGAGUUCAUGACUUUGUUACCAUGGUGAUGAUCUUAACUACUACAACUCUGGAAAACAAAGGUGCUGAUUCUCUAUCAUGCAGGACUGAACUGCACACUCCAAAGAAGAUGAGUCAAGGAUCCACACUUUUCUCAUGUGGAAUGAUGGAAAAUGACAGAUGGAGAGAUCUCAGCAGGAAAUAUCCCCUUCAGGUCGAACAGCCAAGUGCCAACAUUUGGGACUGCUUGCCUGACAAAAAUGAUGAAAGCUCCUUAUGGCAGAGAGAGCCAGCUAAUGCAUGCUCAGUAACCAACUUGAUCAAGGAUCUCAGCCUUAGUGACCGCAAUGGCAACCCUUCAGCACCUCCCAGCAAACGCCAGUGUCGAUCACUCUCUUUUUCCGAUGAGAUGUCUAGUUGCCGGGCUUCAUGGAAGCCCAUAGGAUCAAAGGUCUGGACUCCUGUAGAAAAGAGACGCUGCUACAGCGGGGGAAGUGUGCAGCGUUACUCCAAUGGAUUCACAACAAUGCAGAGAAGUUCAAGCUUUAGCCUUCCUUCCAGGUCAAGUACUCUCUCCUCAUCAUAUGACCAGAUGGGAUUUAGCAAUAGAUUUGGGUGUCAGCCAUGCCAAGGAAUGCGAAAGUCAGCCACUUACGGACAGACAAAUGAUAUUUGGGGUAAUGAUCAUAGCUCUUCUGAGAGUGGCAGGAUUGACAUGCAGCGAUCUCUCUCUUGUUCCCAUGAUCAAAUUUCCUUUUCGGAAUAUUGUCUGCCCUCAGCAAACAGCACACCUGCCUCGACACCAGAGUUGACAAGGCGCUCCAAUGGGCUUUCUCGAAGUCGGUCUCAACCAUGUGUCCUUAAUGACAAGAAAGUUGGAAUUAAGCGAAGACGACCUGAAGAGGUAAAGGAACAAAGACCUUCAUUGGACCUUGUCAAGAUGACACAGUUUGUCAUGAACUGGAGGUUUCAUUCUAACUGUCAAACUUUCAACAGUCUUAGCACCACAGUCGAUGACUGCCCUCAGCAGAACCAGUUCUCCCUUGGCACCAGCAGCAAUAACUCAUGGGCCACCAACGUGGACGUCAUGCCUGGCAGGACACCAGCCUGCACCCCUGUGCCAGAGCCUCAUUCAAAUUCAGAAGAACAUCAUGCUAACCAGGAAGAAGAUUUCUCCUAUGAAGACUCAGAUUUCUGUGCUACAGAAGAUGAGAAUAGUAGGAAAGAAGUUGAACACUCCUCAUGGAGGAACAGUGGGACCGGUGGGGAUAACAUCUUUCAGUUGGGUGGUGAAUUAGAUAUUGAGCAAAUAGAAAACAACUGAGAGCACUAAGGGGAAGGAUCUGCCUGCACCAAGGCUUUUAGCAGUGGCAAACUCACACGUUAAUGCAAACCAGAGGAGAAAAAUCCACAUUUUCCCUCUCCUUGGCAGGUGAACCAGUACAAAAAGCUUUGCCAAAAUUUGUUUAGCUUUUUUGGGGACUUAUUAGAACUACUGUAGCUCUUCAUAGGGAAAACUUACAAUGUAACAUCAAGAUAUUUAAAAGAAAAAGAAAGCUCUGUGGAUGUAUCAAAACUUGAAAGGAAAGACCAAAAACUCCUGGUCGUUGUUUUUUUUUUUCAAAGUAGGCUAAUUUGCCACCUAGAAAGUCAGCAGGUCCAUCUCCUGAAGGGAAUGGCAUUUGGUAAUAUAAAUAAGCUUUUUUUUUUUUUUUUUUGCUGUUGGCUGAUAUAAAUUGCACCUCGGCUAUCCUUAUCAAAGGAGCAAAAAGUGGAGAUUAGCAUUAUUAUUUGAAUUCAUUUUCUGUUGUUGUUUUUAGAUCACCUAUUAAUAGAUCUUACAAAAUCUCACAAAUCAAAUUUCUCAUAAUAUAUGUAAAUUCCCAGAAUCACAGUUUGUUAUGGUCUACUAAACACACAGAUAGACAGACGUACAUAGACAUACACAUACCAAUAACAUUAUGAAAAGAAAGCACAAUGGAUUUUUAUUCAUAUCAGUAAAAGAGAUCUGUGCUUAUUAAGAGGCCUCCUUAUCCAAAUCAAACAUACAGGUAUGCGCUCUUACUCAUCUUCACCUGCACCAGAUUUAAUGGGUUUGAUGCACGCUUGGAUGCAUGACCUCUCGUUCAUGGUUGCUAUUAAUUUACCGGUAAGAAGAGGACAGAGGCUUUUUCUAGAGAAAUAAAAUAUUGAGAAAAUUUUUGCACUCUUGAUAUUUUAGUGAAAUUUCAAGGAAUAAUGAAAUUAAACUGGUGAUACUAUAAUCUGUAAUGGUAUAUGAUUUAAUAUGGGAGAGAUAUAUAAUUUAGUAGUUGGCAUCUGAAAAGGGAUCAUGGCUCUUAUCUGAUGUGAAGUCUCUUAAACCUGCAUUUUGUACCAUUUGUCGUACAUUCAUCAGUAGAAAAAAUUAAAGAUAAAUCUUGUUUUUCAGUCAUUACUCAGUAUUUAGGUAUUUUCAUCAAGUGAAAAGAUGAAAAUAAUAUAGAGUAUACAGUAAUGUGUUACUUCUAUCUUCAGUGAACAACAGUAGCCCAAUAGUUGAGCACGCAUGGCACUGUUGAGUGGUCUGUGUCAGAUUACGUAUGACACUUUCUGCCACUGCUACUACAGGAGAUGAAUAUAAAGAAAAAGAAAGUACAUCCAACAAAAACCCACUUCCCUGUUUCCUUAAUUUGCUGUAGAAGAAAUUAAACCUAGUGCAAAAUACAGGCAACCAAAUCUUGAAGAGUGUAUUAUUAUUGUCAAAAAAGAAGAUUAUUCAGCAUUUCCAUUAUGUCACAUCAGGCACUGCUGUAUAUGAGCACUGGGAAGCCUAGCUGUAGAUUCUAAAAGAUACCUCCACUAGUUUCCUUAUAUUCCCCUUCCUUUUUAAUAACCCCAAAAAGUCUUGAUCAAUGUUUCUCCACCUCAGUAAUUUUAAGAAGUGUGGUCUUUGCCUCCCAGACUUUCCCAUCCAGUAUGCUGAGAUUGAAGUCCAUGUAUCUUCAAGUUGCUGAGGUUGAGAAAUCCUCGUCUGGCGGAUUAUCUCUGUUUUAUUUUGGGCUUGGUUUGCCUUGCUUUUAUGAUGGUUUAAUGUUUCACUGCAGAAGCAGUUUACACGGCCUGGCUUAUGAUAGUUACAUUAAGUCUUGUGAGAAAGAUGUCAUCACUCAUUUCCUGUUGUGGUAUUUAUAGAGUUUCUCACCCUUUCAUUUUAUACCCACACUGAUUUUGCUGGUCUCAUUCUCAGCUUUCAGUUCUGCAACAUAUUAAAUUGUAUUACAUAUAGCAUCCCCAAAUUCACUAACCAUUUUAGCAUACAUCUUCCAAAGAUGGGGCAAAUAAUCAAGCAGAACCAGGGUUCUGUCUUCUAAACACUGGAAAUUCUGCUCAGCCACAGCUUCGGAUUCUGUUUUUUCAAAGUACAUCUAGUUAAUUUCUAGAAACAAAUGAAUGUGCACAGGUAUGUGUGUGUGUAUGUGUGUGGCUUUUGUAAAAUAAGUCUUGAUAUUCAGGAGACUAAACUUGGUGCUCAGCAUAAAGCCCAGGAAACCAUAGCCAUGAUUAGUGAAUGUUCACACAAAUGUGACAGAAAUGUACUCGUCUAAACUUGGUGCAGUUUUGACUUGAUUGUCAAGAUAUCUAAAGUAACAGAAGAUUUUAUUCAAUUGUAACACCAAGCCAUGCUUUAGUAACAGGCAAACAGGUCUUCAUUGUCAAAGCGUGCAAAUCUAAAUUGCCAAAAAUAGUGUUUGUAUUUCUCCUCUAAAAUAAGAUUAUAAUCCAUUAUCAGCCUGUCACUUACAAUUGUUAUUUGGUUGGCGAGCACAAAUCAUAGUUUGCAGAUUAUGAAACAAUGGUGCAUGAUUUAUUUUGAAGAAGAAUGGAAUUCAGUUUUCCUUAUGAAUUGAGUGGUUCUUGCAUUUUAUAUUUCAUUCUAAGGAAACUUGAUCAUAUAGCUAUGUAAACAGGGACAGAUGGAUCACAAUAGGUAAUAAGAGCUUUAGACUAACGAUUCAGUGCUCUGCUUUACUUUCCAUUAUAUUGCUGGAACAUGUGUUUAACCACUAUGUUGUUCAAUACAUAUUUUAAAAUAGCCUUUCUCACUUUAGUAUCCUCUAAUUGUGAUUAUAAUUCCCUGAAUUCACAGUAGUUUAAGCUAUGUGGGUGGCAGAGGCUUGGGGUUUCGCUAUAACAAAACUAAUACAAAAUGCUGUUUGAGAUUCUAAUAUUCACUUGACACUCCAAUAGUUUCCCUUCCACCUCUUAACUCCUUAUGUUGGGCAACCAACAAUGAUAAUUUAGCACAUAAUGACGCAACCAAGUUAUUCAGUUAUAAAUGAAAUCCAAUCCUUUCUUUAUGAAAGGAAAAACAAGAGAUUAUUUCUUAAAAAUGGUAUCCUAUUUUUAACUUUUCCCGUAAUGGCAUUAAUGCUUAUGGCACCUAAAUCACAGAAGAUCUCAUCUAAGAUAAAGCUUUACAAUUGCUCAUUUAAACUUUCACAUAGGCUUUAUUUCUUCACAUGUUCAUUUUUAUUAUUUUCUGCUUGAAGCUUAUGUGACAUAUAAGCCAUAUGUGUAUGUGUUUAUGCGCAUACAGAUACGCAAGUGAAAAUAAAAAUAGUAUUAAGCUGGAAUAUCUAUUUACAUUUUGGUGCCAUGGAAUAACUUGGUGGUCUUUAUGAAAAGACUCAGUUUUCAUGCUUGCAAAAUCUGUCGAUUUGCAACCCAAGUUAACAUACAUUACUUGUUUUCAGAAACCUAGAAAAGUUAUAAGGGGCAAGUUUUCAUAGAUUUGAGUUGGAAUUAGGUUUUGUUUUGUUUUUAUAAUUUGGUCUGAAUUAAUUAGUUUUAGAUCUCACUGUGGGUUAUCAGGAUCAUGACAGAUCUGGAAAUCUUCCUUCUGUAUCUCUCUUGUAAAACCUCUUACUGCUUUUGACCCUUCCCUUCCAAUUUUAGCAGGUAAUGGUAGUGGCUGUAAUUAUGUAGCAAUGUUAUUAUGAACACUGAAUGUUAGGAGCUCUGAGAAAAUCUCUUAUCUUGGCAAUAGUAUCAAUUCCACUGCUCCAGGUACAUUGCGCUCACGUAAAUGUGUCUGGCUUCAUCAUGGGCACUGAGCUCCUAAAAAUUGUACUUAUACCAACAUUCUGUAAUUCCUGUAGGUUUUGUUUUUUUCACAAAAACCAUAUUCCAGUCCUUCCACCAGUUUUUGGUGUAAAGAUAAAACAGUGGCUGAUGUGUAUGUGUCUAAGACUCUAGCUGACUCUAAGACAAGCUUUUAAUUGAUAUUGAUCAUCUGAAUGUUAAGAAUACCAUUUUUUUCCCAAGGCAAAAUUAUCCACUUUCAGACUUCAGCUCCAUUAGUAGUGUGACUGCUAAAGAAAGCUUAAUCCUUCCUGAUCAAAAGAAAGCUUAUAAGGCAGGGGUGUCAUACUCACGGCGUCAUGUUGUCGUCACAUGACAUAUCGCGACUUUUCCCCCUUCAUUAAAGUGAGGGUGGGCGUAGCCAGCGUGUGAUGCAUCUGGCCUGCGGGCCACGAGUUUGACACCCCUUUUAUAAGGCACACUGGAGGAAGUUGCUUGGCAAUUACACACACCGAAAAGCGAUUUUGUUUUGCUCUGCUACUGACGUAUUAAGAUAGUUUGGUGUUCUGCUUUAGAGACAGGGACUUCUGCAGCCUGAACACAAAGCUAUUGCUGCUGCCCUUCGCAACACCAUCUAAGGAAUCACAUUUUCUUCUUGAGAAUUUCUUCCUACCUGGAAGACCUGGAGAAAAAGUAGGUGAAAUGAAUGGCAGAGGGGUUGGAUAAUCCAGUAUUGUGUGAUAAAUGAGAAAGAAUAAAAUACAUGCGAAAUCAUUUUUAACCAUACAAGUUGCUUACCGCUAUUACUGAGGACAGCACCAGAAUCAAAUGGUGCUAUAAAAUUUGCCUUUGUUCAAGUGAUAUCCAAGCUCUUACUAGAGAGAUAACCUUUCCAUUGAGUGUAAUAAUUAAAUACAUUUAUGUUGACAAGCUAAGCCUGUUGUUUAUCAUCUGAAUGUCACUAUGGGCAAAAAUUACAAUGGCAAAUGAAUCAUCUUUAAUUAUUGAUAUAAACAGAGUGCAGUCUGUAGGGUGUUGUGUGCAAGUAUGCAUACCAUGUUAUUAGAUACAGGUUUUGGUUGUAUAACAUCUGGACAACCAAUCAGGUGGCCAUGGCUUACUCAAAGAGCUUACUCAAUGCAAAUUUUGAAUAAUAGAUUUGAUACUUAGGCUACAUGUAUACGGUCAAAGAUCUGUUGAGCAGUGGUUGAAAAUUCCUACCAUGGCAUAUUGGAAUAGGCAGUCAAAUGGAUUAUUACUUAGGUUAUUAACUAUGUCAGAUAUGGCACAUUGAUCCAUAUUUCUUAUCAGCAUAGCUGUUCUUAUUUUUUUUUUCUUUGAAAAAAAAACACUGCAAAUAUAACACGCAGCAUUUAGCUGUGGUACUGUUAAAAUAAUUGCAAUUUUUGGAUCAGAUCCAUAUCAUGAUUGUAGUUGUAUAUAUAUAUAUAUUACAUCAAAGUAACUGAGUUUGGUUUGACUUACUUCUGAGUAAAUGUGUAGGGUUGUGUGGUAAGUUACUGAAGACUCAUUUCAGUAAGAGGUAUCUUCAUUUCAUUUAAUCUGGAUCCAACCCACUGGAUUUAUUUUCCAUUUUAUUGCAUGGUUCUGUCAAAAUUCUCCCCACCAACUUUGUUACAGAGAUUUUUUUUUUUUUACUAAACAUGUCCUAUCCUCGGAGAAAUGGUUGCCCGUCUGCUGUGCAUAAAUAUAGUGUGUUCUUUGCUUUCACAUUUUCACUUGGAAAUAAUGAUUCCUAAUCAUAGCAUUUUUGGCUUGCCAACAGAGAGUACAUCUUAUGCCAUUAACCGUAUGCUUUUUGAGAUAGUGUAUCAGCUUUUACUUAACAGACAUCUUGAUUAAUGACAGUUUGCUUUGUCUUUAGUGCUAUAGAGGCAGCCUUUUCUUAUUUGGGGUUUUUAUGCAUAAGGGCUUUCUAAAAACAAAAAGGGCUGCAAGCUAUGAGAAGCUAAGUACACAGAGUAGGAAAGUGCCCCCCCCCCAAGGAUCACUACCCAACUCGCCUAGCUGUAGCUUAGUUUAUAUAGCUGCAAACUUUCUUUGCCUUAGCAAUGAUGCUUCACUAGCAAAUGGCCUUACAGUGAACACAUCUGCAUACUUAAUAAUAUAGUGUUUUCCUAAAAUUAAUCCCAGGUGGCAUUUCAUUGGAUUGCAUUGGGUUUGGUGUUGCUGUAUGAUUUAUGUAUUGAAACUAAAUUUUUAAAGCCUUACUUCUUCCUUUUUUUUUUUUAAAUAGAAGCAAAAUGUUAUGGGAUGUAAGAAUGUGUGUAUACGUAUGUAUGGGUGUAUAUAUAAAGGAGAUGUAUGUGCAUAUGUACAUUCACACAAAAUGUAAACAUCUGAAAUAUAAGUUUAUGUUUACGGAAAAUACUUUUGAUGGUAACAUACAGGGGUGCUGUUCAGAAAAAAAUAAUGAUGUUCAGCUGCAUCUAUGCUUGGUCAUAUCCACUGAAAAAAAAAUCCAUUGGAUUCCUUUAAUGGGGAUCUUGUGCUCCUGCCGGAUUGGUUAGUUUACUGGAACUAGCUCUUAUAGCAGGUUUUGAUCAGGUAUAUUGACUUUUUUUUGUGAGCAUUCACUACCAUCGCAACGAAUAUUUUUAUUUGCUAAACAGUACAUUCAAAUCAGCAGGGAGACGGACAACAGCUUAGUUGGCACACGGAACAAUCUGUACUGUGGAAAUGUAAUGACAACAGCAAUAAAUGUCAAUCAUUUUCCCUUUUUAAAAAAAAAAAAAAGAGUUUUUAAAUGCAACUUUUAUGGAAGGGUUUUGUCCUAUUAGCACUGAUGAAUGUUCUUAUAGGGAAUGUAUUGUAGAUCUACAGUCAUUGCUAUUUAGAACUGGUUUUCAUGAAACGUUUUAUUUAAUGACACACUGAAGAAAAGAAUAAGGUGAAAUAGAACGUAUUUCUGGAUUUUACUGUAAUUUUUCACAAGUAGUAUAGUUUCUUUGGCCCAAUAAUAAUUGUAUUACAAAUACAUUUUAGAUACUCCUUGUUGAAACAGGACUAGAGAAUAUUUUUAGAAUUAUAGCUGUCUUUUUCAGCAUUUUAUAUUUUCAGUGUCUAAGAACCAAUGAAUCAGAACAUGAUGAUGGUCAAAAAGCCUUUGAAAAUCCAUGAAGUCUAGCGAUGUUUAGUUCCAAGGGUGUGUGGGUGUGCGUGGGUGUGUGGGUGUGUACACGUACAUAUGUAUGUAUGUGUCUUUUUGUUCAUGGUAAUUGCACAGAUGCAAACAUAUUGACAUAUAUACAAAGUCAGCUCUGUAGUUGGUGUUUGUUCAAAAUCUAAUGUUGGUGAAGACUGUUCCCUGACAUGAAAAAUUAAGAAAACUGCUGAUUUGUACUCUCUCAAAUGACUUUAUUGCACUAUAGAGCAGCGCAGUCUCAGGAAUUUACUUGUUACUCUGUGUAAAUAAAGCUUUCUGAUUCUGUAA